GGCGGAUGAAGAGGAAAGUUGCAAAGGCGCUUGGGAAUUUUAUCGUGCUACCCACAAUGCUAAGCGUGGCAAUGGGGAAACAAAAUGGCCGACAAAGCUCCGUGUCCAAAUCUUCCGGGUUUGAUCCAGAAUAAUUGAAAUCACAGGACAUUUAAGGUAAGUUAUACUUAAAUUUGGUUUAAAUUGGUUACAACCCAUCGCAGUAUUCACUUGAGAAAUUCAAAACUAUUAAUCUUGUGCUGCUGUUGCAGGAGAAUCAUGUCACAGCCAAGCAGGAUUUUACCGCAAAGUAAAGAGACUCUUCUCAAGUCUUACACCAAACGUUUGAAAGAUGACGUGAAGUCGAUUCUGGAUAACUUUACUGAAAUCGUUAAAUCUUCAAAAGUACGUAUAUGGAUAAAAGUAUAACGAUUACUUGAAGCUUUUACUUGGAGGCUGGCUAAUUUAUGGAAAUUGAUGGUCGCUGAAUCAACAUCAAUAAACAGGAACAAUCUAUCAAUCGUAGAGCAUUCAAGCGAUGAAAUCGAUAGUUGACGACAGUUUUGAUCAAUUCCUAGUUUAACCAAUAACCAAUCCAUGGCUAUGCGAUUUCUUAUUGAGCGAUUGAAAUUUGUGCGAGUCUGAGAGUAUACAAGCCAAUGACAGUAGGUGCUCUAAUUAAAAAAAUGCAUAAUUUAUUACAUGGCUGCCCAUUUUAAAUAUAUCAGAGAAGAUGAUAUACAGAAAAGAAACUGUGUGUAGUGCACAGGUCAUGAAAGAAAAACUGUUGGCUGAAGUGUUUCCUCAAAAAGCAAUGAACUUUCCAUUAAUUUAACAGAAGGCCUUCUUUCUGGUUUCUUUCUUCAUCAGUGAAAACUUAAUGAUCUACAGUGUUUUAUUUUUCACAUCAUAAAAUUGAUACUAAUGAGGUUUGCAUCAUUUAUAGGUUGAAGAUGAAACUCAGGUAUCACGACUGACUCAGUCAGCCCAAGAUCAGUAUGAAGUGAAUGUCAGGGCUGCCAAUAUUGUAAGUUCAAACUACCAAUUAUCAUUUUAGGCUCAUCAAAAUGAGUACUGUAGUUGAUAGUUGAAUAAUUAUCAAAAUGCAAACAGCUUAGCUAGCUAAAAUUCUUAAGUUCACUGGAGCUGUGACUAUUUUGCAUAUUCAAAAUAUUUUAGCCCUCUGACCCUUAGGAGUGUCCAGCAUCUUAUUUCUUGUCACAAAACCACCCCCAAAUCACAUGUUAAGGUCAUAAGAACAAAGGAGAUGAUCACCAACUAAAUAAGCUCGUGAUUGUCAAACAAAGUCCCCUUGUCAGCCCCCUAGAAGAGAGCAGUAUGGAGAAUACAUACUCAUGUUUGGGUGCUUGAAAGUGAUCCAUGAUUGUGAGUGGCUUAGAAACAUUGAGCCAUCCUCACAAUCAAUCAGAUUGAAAACUAGAAAUCAUCUGUACUUGUUAGCUCACCUAGAGCCAUUUGAUUGUACUGGUACCUGAUUUUAGUUCUCACUGGUUCCCUGUGGCUUUGUUAUCAUGGCAGUUGUGAUCACUUUGGUUGUGAUUUGUUAAAGGAAAUUGGAAAGGGCCUUGAUAAGGUUGAUAUUCUAACCCUAUUGUUUCCUUUUUGCAGGUUAGGGCAGGAGAAUCUCUUUUGAAGCUGGUUUCAGAUAUGAAAGAAUUUUUAAUCCUGAACGACUUUCCAUCAGUAAAUGCCACCAUCUCUGAACGAAGCAGCACUCUUCAAGAAAUGACAAAUCAGACAGAUCAAAAACUGUUAAAUCUUAAACAAGAACUUGCUCUUAAUUUAUAUGAACUGGAACAAUCAUACUACUCAUCUAGUUAUAGAUAAUGUGCACAAUGUUGUAAGCCAUUAGAUGUGUCUUUGCUCUGCAUGUCAUUCUUGAAUAUAAUCCCUGCAUGUAAAUAAUUCUCUAGUACACAGACAAGCUGGUUUGUGAAGAAUUUGUGUAAGAGUUAACCACAAAUCAGAACAAGAGCUUUAUUUUAGCAUACAUGUUACACUGGAAAUUACUUCCACUGCUGAUGAGGUGUGCACAGCUCUUCAGGAUGAAUGGAGCACCAUGACUAUAAGAAAAUUCCCAGAAAUUCCUGUUCAAUCUCUCAUGGAAUUCAAUUAACCAUCUACCAUAAAUUAAAAGCUUGUAUUCAACAGCUGUGUCUCACUUGUUCUCAGUUUUCUCUGGGGAGGAGUGGAUGAGGGGUAUAGAGAGGAACAUAAGGAAGAGAAAAAUUAAAGAAAAUUUCCAUU
Pocillopora meandrina is the source of this 2247-nucleotide messenger RNA. The record is from the annotation of a GenBank genome assembly. NCBI's taxonomy places the organism in Eukaryota, Metazoa, Cnidaria, Anthozoa, Scleractinia, Pocilloporidae.